CCUUCUAUCAUACCACGACAAACUCUAUCUUGAGCGGAAAUAAAAAAACUCUAUCUUGAGCGGAAAUAAAAAAAACUCUAUCUUGAGGGGAAAUAAAACAAACUCUAUCUUGAGCGGAAAGAAAACAAAAUGUUAUCGAGGGCAAAACUCCUCGCGCCCAAGUUGGCACUUGCCACCCGUCGGGUGGCUACGACUACCGCACCAAAGAGUAAAGUCGGCGGAGACAUUUCUUCAGUCUUUCCCUCACUCUCAGGGAUCGCACCGCCCCCGUUACCGGAUAGGUAUGCUGACCUUAAAAGGCGGUUUAUAUCUGGACGGGAGAGGAUCCUGUCAGAGUCCUGGGAGAGGUUAUUGCUUGACCUUGAGAAGGAGACGGCGGCGGUGAAGAAGUUUGGGAGUGAUAUUAUCCCAAAAGUCGAUUUCAAAGAACUUGCUAGUCUCUCCAAAGAGAAGAUAGAGGAGAUUAAGAAACGAGGUGUGGUCGUUAUUAAGAAUGUCCUGCAGGACCAGCAAGCUCUGGCCAUGAAGGACUCUUUAAAAGAGCACAUCAAGCGCAACCCCUGGGCAGCAGCUUUCCCCGCUAACUCACCGGCGGUCUACGAGCUAUACUGGUCUCCAGCCCAGCGCGCCGCGAGAUCCCAUCCAUCACUCGUGGCCUCCCAGCGUUUUGUAAACUCUCUCUGGCAUUCUUCUCUCCCGUCAUCGGUGGUGGACACCUCCGUGUGUCUGCCUUACGCUGACCGCUUUCGUAUUCGCCAGCCUGGUGAUGCAGGCUUUGCUCUUGGGGCGCACAUAGACGGAGGUAGUGUGGAGCGCUGGGAAGAUCCAGAGUAUUGUCGCUGCUAUGAGAAGAUCUGGACUGGGCAAUGGGAGGAGUAUGAUGCGUAUAAAGCGGAUCACAGGGUCCAUGCAAAGAUGGAUAUGUACGACGGAGCGGGCAGUUGUGGAGUCUGGAGGAGUUGGCAGGGCUGGCUCUCCUUAUCAACUACAUCCCCCGGCGAGGGCACCCUCCUGGUAAACCCUCUGCUAAAACACUCAACAGCAUACACAAUCCUGCGUCCAUUCUUUACCCUCUCCAAUCCCCCAACUCUGAGCACAACUCCCCACUUCCCAAACUCUGUCCAGGGUGCGUGUCAGGAAUACAGCAAUUCAACACAUCCCCACCUCCGCCUCGACGACGCAAUGACGCACGUGCCCCGCAUCUCGCCGGGCGACUACGUCUUCUGGCACUGUGAUACCAUUCACGCCGUGGAUCGCGUGCAUCAGGGGGCAAGUGAUAGCUCUGUGCUGUACAUUCCGGCUGUGCCGUGGACAGUGGAGAAUCAAGCUUAUGUCGAGCGGCAGAGAGAAGCCGAGAGGAGGGGGGUGUCACCAGAGGAUUUCCCGGUGGGGCUUGGAGUGGAGGUUUGAGGGUGAUGUUGGUGAUAUUUUCUUCUUCCUUGUCUCUCACUCGCUCGCAAGAGAGCGGGUCAUAGGUGGCAGGAUGUUUCAAUUAUAGUACUCUAGUACUCCGUUCAAGCACCAUUUCGUCAAAAUCAUACCCUCCCUUUCUUUCCUUUUUUCUUUCAUGUUUGCCGGUUCAGUUAUUCCAUUUUAAUACUUUUCUUUAAAUGUGUACUAGCACAUUCUUGCUAACCUUGUGCUGCACUGUACUUACCCUUCU
Tuber melanosporum (Perigord truffle) is the source of this 1663-nucleotide messenger RNA. RefSeq lists its product as uncharacterized. The record is from RefSeq and is a predicted model, not a curated record. NCBI's taxonomy places the organism in Eukaryota, Fungi, Ascomycota, Pezizomycetes, Pezizales, Tuberaceae. The transcript is spliced from 4 exons. The coding region runs from base 130 to 1410 and encodes 426 amino acids.